GCGUUGGGAUGCGUGUUCAAAGCAGCUGCUUUGGGGGUUGUUAGUUCGUCAGACCCAUCAACUCAUUAUUCAAUUUACUCCUCUUCUCAAAUUCUCUUUCACAAUGUUAAAAGCCCAUCGUCUCUCCCAUAAUUAUAAACGCCAGAGGAGCUUCGUCCACGCUCCAUUUUCCUCCACCUCUCUUCUCUUCAAUUUCUGUUCUCCACGUCGUUGCCAAUGGCGAAUUCCUCUAAUUCUUCCCUCAAAUCCGAUGCUCUAUUGGAGCAGAUGAAGCAGCAUCUCUCCACUGAUGCCGGAAAAGAGAUCGCCAAGAAAGUCGGCUAUGUUUAUCAGCUUAAUAUUUCUCCCAAGAAAAUCGGAACUGAUGAGGUGGUUUAUACCAUUGAUCUCAAGAAAGGGGAGGUUAUCAAAGGUCCAUACGAAGGAGGAAAGCCAGACGCCACCUUAUCCUUCAAGGACGAAGAUUUCGUUAAAAUUGCUUUGGGGAAGAUGAAUCCUCAGAUUGCUUUCUUGAGGGGUGCUCUUCAAAUCAAGGGGAGUAUCGGUGCGGCACAGAAAUUCACUCCCGCCAUUUUCCCCAAGCCUGCAAAAUUAUGAGCGGUCGCAAGAGGGAAACUGCUGUUCCUGAAGCUAUUACACAUUGUCAAUGUUGAGAGAUAUAUGGGUAUUUACACAAUAAAAGUUAAAAGAAGCUGCUUUCAAUUGUCUCUAAAUCAAUAAUUCUAAUGUCAAAUGUAUUAGUCCAAUUCUUGUAGGAUAUCAUAACAUGUUGGGAACUAUAUCUCCUUAUUUAAUGUUCAAAUCAUCUUCUCUUUGUGCAA
This is a messenger RNA of Cucumis melo (muskmelon), 821 nucleotides long. Its product is annotated as sterol carrier protein 2. The record is from RefSeq and is a predicted model, not a curated record. The coding region runs from base 217 to 597 and encodes 126 amino acids. Gene Ontology annotation, cellular component: cytosol. The transcript is spliced from 4 exons. NCBI's taxonomy places the organism in Eukaryota, Viridiplantae, Streptophyta, Magnoliopsida, Cucurbitales, Cucurbitaceae.